GUUUCUAUCGCUUGCAGGAUCAUCAAAGUCUUCAUUCAUUCGCUUCAGAUUCCAGAUACCACACUCAUUCCACAUCUCGCUACACUUACACAAUCUUCAAGAUGCAUUACCAAAAUCUUCUCAUCGCUGCGCUCGCCAUCGCAGCUCCCCUUUCUCUCGCCCUUCCUCUUGCAGAACCCGAGCCUGCAAAAGGCGCUCCGGCCACAACUAAAUUACCCGAAAACCAAAACAUCUACGCCAAACCUACUUGGCUUUCUAUUCCUAUCAUUGACCCUACUAAACUCUCGAUCUUUCCUACUCCUGCUCCUACGCAAAAGCCAGAACCUGUUACCACGAAAGGUGAGCAACAGGAUGGACAGGACCAUGCUACUAAGACGGUGAAGGGGGGCGAAGGAGGGCCGGCGCAGAGCAGUCAGAUUUCUGCUACGCAUGCUCCUGAGAAGCCAGAGGCCAAGGGAAAGGGAAAGGGAAAGGGAAAGGGAAAAGGCCAGAGGGAUGUUGAGCAAUUAGAGAAUAGGGAUGUUGAAGAUUUGGAUUUGGAUUUGGAGAUAGAGGGAAGAUUCGUGGGUAUGAGAGUUGAAUUGGAGGGGAGAGCUGAAAGUGGAAAGUCCACAGGAGGUUUUACUAGAAAACCUGAUCCGGCACCUGCACCUACCACAACUGCGAAACAAACGCAGAAUUUUACUGGUCACCCAGAUACUGAGCGGGCUCAAACCGCUACAGCCAAACCAACUCAGCGCUUCGGCGGCAAACCCGAUGGACCAGAACCAACUGCCACCGGAAAACCAACUCAACACUUUACUGAAAAGCCAGAUACACCACCUACAAAAAUAAUCAAAACUAUGGAACCUGUAAAUACCUCUAUUGUUUUCACUGAUAAACCAGAAGAAGACCCAAGAACAUUCACCACCAUGUACAUUAAUGGCGGUCAGGCUACCCCAAGUUCUGUUCUCGUCAAUUCCUAUGGACCGGUUAGUAGCAUUGCUGUUGUGGUUCCUGUGCCAAUUGGUACCGGAAAGCCUGCUGGCGGGAGAGGAUCUUAGGCCUUCUCGUUCGAGGAGAGUGCGUUUCUUAGGGUUAUGUAAUGGGGGAGGAGUUUGUUGUACAGAUGAGCGUGGGGAGAAGGGAUGGAGAGGUGGUAUUGCAGGUCUUGGAGGGCAUUUUCUUUUGUUUUCGUACUGAUUUCGGUUUUUGAUAUGAAGAAGUGAUUGAAGGAUAUAAUUUCGAGGAUUAAUUGAUUCUGCUGAGUGGAUAUAAAUGUUAAGAAAGAUAGAUGUAAAAUAUGAAAAUUAUGUUGGGGAUACAUUACUAGCCCAUUUUAUUGCGUAUGUUGACUUUACAAUGGAUACACGAAGCA
Molecule: messenger RNA, 1357 nt
Organism: Botrytis cinerea B05.10
Lineage: Eukaryota; Fungi; Ascomycota; Leotiomycetes; Helotiales; Sclerotiniaceae
Exons: 2
Coding region: 102-1043 (313 amino acids)
Source: RefSeq, a predicted model, not a curated record